AUGGCUCAGGAUUCGGCUCCGUGUUCGGUGAAAGCGCCGGUCCCACUCCAGGUGGGGAAUGGGAAGUCGGAGCUGGGCCGCCCCGGCGUCUACGUCAUCGAUGUCACCCUCCAGAAACCUCAGACCGUCCACGAGAUCUCCUUUAAGAAUUUCUACACGGCCUUCCUGACGGUGAGGAUCCAGCAGAGGAAGAAGUCCGACCCCAAGAAUAGAAGAUGGCGGACGUGCGUCAGGGACCUGCGGCUGAUGGCCAACCCCCACACCGAGGACGGCUCCCAGGACUAUGUCUCCCUCCACGCUCACCAGAUGCUCUGCGCUACAGACCACGUCAGCUCCAUCCGUCUCAUUUUGCGGCAGCCGUCCCCGGUCUGGACGACAUUCACCCUUGAAGAUCUGCAGAUCAAUCCACCUGGCCGACAGAGUCCCCAGAAGGGGUUUUCCUGGUGGCUAAAUCACCUUCCCCCGAAGGAGCAACUCCGAAGCCUGAACAAGGGCCUUCCGGAUCCCAACCGUGUGUCCAGUGAGCUGCAGCAGAUGUGGGUGUUGACAGAAGUGAUGAGGUCCAAUCAGAGCGCAGCGAGUGUCGGCAGGUUUGAUGUGGACGGCUGUUAUGACAUCAAUCUUCUGUCGUACACAUGA
Staurois parvus is the source of this 639-nucleotide messenger RNA. The record is from the annotation of a GenBank genome assembly. NCBI's taxonomy places the organism in Eukaryota, Metazoa, Chordata, Amphibia, Anura, Ranidae.